UUAGUUUUCGUUCAAGUGAACAACUUAAUCCAAAAUUAAACACUUAAAAUGAGUUUUUCUUAUACAAAAUUGCCUUAUUAUGGGCCAUGAUAGCCACAGUGUUUAAAUGAAUAGGUCGGUAAAUCGAACAACCCAAUAUUCAAUAUGGAGACUGAAGUAGAUUUUAUUGACAGCAGAAAAGCUAGUGUUAUUAGUGAUGUUAAGUCGCUCUCAAGACGAGUGUCAGAGCUGGAUCCUGCGACAUUCGAGGAGGCCAUUGCCGAAACCAAAUUUGGAAAAUUCAAUUUGUUGCUCUUCGUAUUGGCUAUACCAGCGAGUUUAUGUACGGUAUUUGAUACGUCGACUAUGUCAUAUACGUUUGUGGCUGCUCAAUGUGAUUUAGAACUCUCUUUAGAUGAUAAGGGCUUAUUAAAUGCAGUAACGUAUGCAGGUAUGAUCUCUAGUGCGAUAAUAUGGGGAUUUCUAUUUGAUGUCCUUGGAAGAAAAAAACUUUUAGUAAUCGGCUUCCUUGUCGACUCCAUAUUUGUAUUCACAAGUGCCUUGACACAAAAUAUUGCUUUACUACUAGUCACAAAAUAUUUACAAGGCUUUAUCAUUAAUGGACCAUUCGCAGCUUUAAGUUCAUAUAUGUCCGAGUUCCAUAGUGCAAAAUACAGGCCCAUGUGUCAAAUUAUCAUUGGUUCCUGUAAUAGUUUUGGAACAGCUUUCCUUCCACUGAUAGCCUGGUUGAUUUUACCGUAUAAAAUUGACUUCUUUGUUGGGGACUACAGUUUUCAUUCCUGGAAUAUCUUCUUACUUGUAAGCGGAUUACCAGCAUUCACCAGCGGUCUAUUCUACAUGUUUUUACCCGAAAGUCCCAAGUUUCUCAUGACAUGCGGACAAAACGAGAAAGCUUUGGAAGUGCUGAGGAGAGUCUACAGCAUCAACACAGGAGAACCAAGAGGCUCUUAUCCUAUCAAGCUGCUCAUCGACGAAACUAAACUGAACGGAAAUAGCAAACAUGGAGGGAAAGUAACUGCUCAAAGAAGCACAACUCAAGCCUUGAAAGAAGGUUUGCAGCAAAUCAAACCGUUGUUCUAUCCGCCUCAUCUAGCGAAAGUUUGUCUUACUUGUAGCAUCAUGUUCUUUAGCGUUAUGAGUUUGAAUAUGUUACGGUUGUGGUUACCCCAGAUUUUCCAAACAAUGACGGAUUAUCAAAUAAUGCACGAUGGAGCAUCGGCAAGUUUAUGUACGAUGUUGGAAAUUAUUACUCCCACAAAUUCAAGCAUUUCCGGAAAGUGUGUAGUGAAUACAGACAAUUCCACGAUAUAUAUCAACUCCAUUAUAGUUGGUAGUACUGCAAUAUGUGGAUAUAUUCUGGUCGGUACACUCAUAAGGCUUUUAGGAAAAAAGAAAAUUUUAUUGGUGGUACAAUGUCUAGGUGGUGGAUUCUGUAUUGGAAUGUACUUUUCGCAACAACCAAGCGUCGCUCUGGCAUGCUCAGCUAUAUUUAUAGCUUGCGGAUCACUAUCCAGUAAUAUUGUGAUAUCGGUAACUGUGGAUUUGUUUCCAACAACUCUCAGAACGUUAGCCAUAGCAUUGGGAAUGAUGAUAGGUCGAAUAGGAGCACUGGGUGGAAAUUUAGUGUUUCCCUUUUUAAUAAAAAGUGGAUGUGAACCACCAUUCUUUGUGGUCGGUGGUUUCAUGAUAGCUGCAGCUUUGCUGAGUCUACUGUUACCAAAUACUGACAUGCAGGCUCUGCAAUGAAUAUGACUUAAAUUUAAUACCCAAAAUAUCCGCUCUGUUUGUAGAGUCCAACCAAGAAAGGACCAAAAAACAGACAAUCAUGGUUUUUAAAGAAGUGAUUUUUAUAUUUGUACAAUUAUUACAUUAAACGAAUUGUGAUGUUAGUUUAUAAUAAUAGUAUUACAUUGUAUAUUAGUAAUUAUUUCUAUGAAAUGUAAAUACUCAAAUUAAAAAUAUAUCAUAUAAGGGAAAAAUUAAUUUAA
Molecule: messenger RNA, 1988 nt
Organism: Sitophilus oryzae (rice weevil)
Lineage: Eukaryota; Metazoa; Arthropoda; Insecta; Coleoptera; Curculionidae
Product: synaptic vesicle glycoprotein 2B-like
Exons: 11
Coding region: 145-1746 (533 amino acids)
Biological process (GO): transmembrane transport
Molecular function (GO): transmembrane transporter activity
Source: RefSeq, a predicted model, not a curated record